Loxodonta africana (African savanna elephant) is the source of this 582-nucleotide messenger RNA. Its product is annotated as keratin-associated protein 4-1-like. NCBI's taxonomy places the organism in Eukaryota, Metazoa, Chordata, Mammalia, Proboscidea, Elephantidae. The record is from RefSeq and is a predicted model, not a curated record. Bases 1 to 582 code for a protein of 193 amino acids. The transcript has a single exon. Gene Ontology annotation, cellular component: keratin filament.
AUGGUCGGCUCCUGUUGUGGUCCCAUCUGCUCUGACCAGGGCUGUGGCCAAGUCUUCUGCCAGGAGACCUGCUGCCGCCCCAGCUGCUGCCAGACCAGCUGCUGCCAAACCACCUGCCGCCCCAGCUGCUGCCCCCCAGCCUGCUGCCAGACCCCCUGUCGCCCCAGCUGCUACCGCCCCAGCUGCUGCCGCCCAGUCUGUUGCCAGACCACCUGCCGCCCUGUCUGCUGCCGUCCAGUCUGCUGCCAGACCACCUGCCGCCCCAGCUGCUGCCGUCCAGUCUGUUGCCAGACCACCUGCCGCCCCAGCUGCUGCCCCCCAGCCUGCUGUCAGACCACCUGCCGCCCCAGCUGCUGCCGUCCAGUCUGUUGCCAGACCACCUGCCGCCCCAGCUGCUGCCGUCCAGUCUGUUGCCAGACCACCUGCCGCCCCAGCUGCUGCCCCCCAGCCUGCUGCCAGACCACCUGCCCCCCAGCCUGCUGCCAGACCACCUGCCGCCCCAGCUGCUGCCAUCCAGUCUGCUGCCAGACCACCUGCCGCACAACUUGCUGUCUCCCCAGCUGCUCUCAAUCCUCUUGCUGA